CCGCGCACGUCGGACCAGCAUGAACCUACCGGUGCAGAAAUCGCUGCCGACGGAUGGCUGCCCGACGCAGACGUCGCGCAUGCAGGCCGAGACCGAGGCGACGUGCACCUCGUUCUUCGUCAACCUGGACGAGCUCCCGGCGUCCGAGAUUGCGCAGCUCCAGAAAGCCGGGUUCCUCGACGAGGCCAAGCGCGUCUGCCUCCUCAAGGAGCGCCACACGCCGUACCUGAUCCGUGGCCUCGAGUACCUCCCACCGGGCUUCCAGUCCAUGGAUGCUAGCCGCCCAUGGUUCAUGUACUGGAUUCUGCACUCGCUCGAGAUGCUCGGCGCCCACGCCGAGAUGCAGUCGUUCCACGCCGCGUGCCUCAACACGAUCAAGCGCUGCUGGAGCGACGCACUUGGCGGCGGCUUCGGCGGGGGCAUUCUCCAGAUGGGCCACAUGGCGACGACGUACGCGUCCUGCCUCGCACUGGCCAUCAUUGGCACGCCGGAAGCGUACGACAUUGUCGACCGGGAGGCGCUUCAUGCGUUCUUCCUCGCCAACAAGGACCCGGUCACCGGCGCCUUCCACGCGCACGACCAAGGCGAGGUCGACAUUCGCAUCACGUAUUGCGUCAUUUCGAUUGCGAGUUUGUUUGGCAUUUUGACGCCGGAACUCACGCUUGGCGUCGCCGAAUUUGUGGCCGCGUGCCAGACGUACGAAGGUGGCUUCGGACCCAUGCCGUACCAGGAAGCGCACGGCGGCUACACCUUCUCGGGCGCGGCGAUCCUCUCGAUCUUGAACGCGCUGGACCGGGUCAACAUCCCCGCCCUCACGCACUACGUCGCGCACCGUCAAAUGGCCGUCGAGGGCGGUUACCAAGGCCGCACCAACAAGCUCGUCGACGGGUGCUACAGCUUCUGGAUGGGGGCCGUGCCUGCGCUCUUGGCCCCGUACACGCGUGGCAUCUACGUGAGCGACCGCGCAGCCCACCAACGCUACAUUUUGCUGUGUGGCCAGCAGCUCGAAGGCGGUCUCCGCGACAAGCCAGGCAAGCCUCGCGACCACUACCACUCGUGCUACGUUCUGAGUGGCCUAUCGCUCUCGCAGCACGGGGACGGCCGCCCUGAGACACCUGUCUUUAUUGCGGGCUCGCCUGAGAACCGCGUCGAGCCGACCCACCCCGCGUACAACAUUUCGCACGACAAGGUGCUCUUGAUCCAGUCGUAUUUUGCAGAGAAAGCGGCCGGUGCGACCCGCAUCGAGGUCCUCGAAGAGACUAUGGAUUAGAUGCAUCUGC
Saprolegnia parasitica CBS 223.65 is the source of this 1280-nucleotide messenger RNA. RefSeq lists its product as hypothetical. Gene Ontology annotation, cellular component: protein farnesyltransferase complex. The transcript is spliced from 4 exons. The coding region runs from base 20 to 1270 and encodes 416 amino acids. Gene Ontology annotation, biological process: protein farnesylation. The record is from RefSeq and is a predicted model, not a curated record. NCBI's taxonomy places the organism in Eukaryota, Oomycota, Saprolegniomycetes, Saprolegniales, Saprolegniaceae. Gene Ontology annotation, molecular function: protein farnesyltransferase activity.